Messenger RNA from Carya illinoinensis, 2831 nucleotides. Its product is annotated as probable glycosyltransferase At5g03795. The record is from RefSeq and is a predicted model, not a curated record. Lineage: Eukaryota; Viridiplantae; Streptophyta; Magnoliopsida; Fagales; Juglandaceae. The transcript has 6 exons. The coding region runs from base 792 to 2426 and encodes 544 amino acids. Gene Ontology annotation, molecular function: glycosyltransferase activity.
UUUGUUAAUUCAGACAUCAUGCCCACAAAAAGUCAGAGCUAUACCCGAAUCUCUUGCCAGCCGUCUGUUUCCCUCCGUUCAAGCUUCCCGUCCUCUCAACCUCUCUCUUCCUCUCUCGCUGACUUUUCUUCUCCAUCAUUUACCAUGUUCUUGAAUUUGGUUUCGGAAGCCAGCCUCUUCUUACAAUUUGUCCAUUUAUCCAAUCUGUUAAUAUCUUUUCGAGCUUUCUCUGGAUCAAGUUUUGAGGCGAAACUGGCGAAGAUUUGGAUUGAAUUUCCACGAAAGAUAUGGGCAGUGCUGUUUAAGUCAAUGAAAACGAAGGAUAUUAUGGCUUCCUGUUUAUUGGAUGAGGAUGAUGCUUGAAAAGAUGUCUGAUAUGGCUUGUUUGAAUUUUAUGAUCUGGAGUUGUUUCAAGCUUCAAGUAUUCUGAAAUUGAGUAAAUGAUAUAGAAUCGACCAAAACCUGAAAUUUUGACGAUUCAAUAAUUAAGUGUAUUUUCUCUGGGACUCUCUAUUAAAUAAGUCUCUUAUUAAGAAGCUGGAAUUAUCAGAGUGUGGAAUUGACAGCUUUUGGUGAGUUGACAUCAAGUUUUAUCCCUUGACUUCUCCAGCGCAGAAAUGCAUUCCAUAUCAGCUCCGCAUUUUUACGUAGCCAAUUGUUUAAAAUUCCAACCUUUGGAGCCCUGUCCCAUUGAGGAGUAUUUAUAGAAUGAUAUUAUCACAACGUGAUCAUUUGGACAUGUUCCAUUUUCUUCUUAUUGAUGGAAGGUCAACAUCUUCAAAUGCAAUGAGAUGAAAAAAUCAUUGUGGCGCAUAGCUGCAUUCCUGAUGAAGGAACUUACCUAUCGAUGCGCGAGGAACAGAGUUGAUUGGAGGAAACUCUCUCUUUUUGGGGCCAUGUUGAUAGUGGCUGGUCUUGUAUUUCAGAUGUUUACACUUCCUUAUUCCCUGAACAUGUGGUUUCUGUCGCGUCCUGCUAUGGUCUCAUUAUCUGGAUCUAUGAAUGGUACAAUUCCAUCAAGUGAGGCCCACAGUGAGGCAAGGGCUGAGCAGUUUCAAUUUGUUCCAACUGUGCCCAUUGUUUCAGCGAAUUUUUCUCUUAAGCUGAUCCAAUCAAUGCCAGUUGAGCCGAAGAAAGUUACUGAUCCUGUAAAGAGAAAACCUAUCUCUAGAAGGAGAAAAAAGAAUAUCAAGCCAGAUGACAAGUCAAACGUGUCAUCUCCUCCUCCCCCUCAUAAAAAUGUGCCAUCUCGCUUCCAGAGAUACAUUUGGUCUUUGCCACCAAAUGAGGCGCUUGUGUAUGCUAAAAAAGAGAUUGAGCAUACCCCAGUGGUUGUUGAUGAUCCUGAUCUUUUUGCUCCUUUAUUCCAGAAUGUUUCUGUUUUCAGAAGGAGCUAUGAAUUGAUGGAAAUGAUACUUAAAGUGUUCAUUUACCCUGAUGGAGCAAGGCCAAUUUUCCACCAACCUCAUCUCAGAGGAAUUUAUGCUUCUGAAGGAUGGUUCAUGAGAUUGAUGGAGGGAAACAGGCAGUUUACCACGAGGGACCCUGAAAAAGCUCACUUAUUUUAUCUACCGUACAGUGCUCGCCAGCUGGAGAUGGCACUCUAUGUGCCUAAGUCACAUAAUAUGAAACCAUUGUCAAUCUUCCUGAGGGACUAUGUGAACAUGAUUGCCGCAAAGUAUUCAUUCUGGAACCGGACACAUGGGGCGGAUCAUUUCCUUGUUGCAUGCCAUGACUGGGGCCCGUACACAGUAACAGAGCAUGAGGAACUAAGCAAAAACACCAUAAAAGCUCUAUGCAAUGCUGACCUAUCAGAAGGAAUAUUUGUUGCUGGCAAGGAUGUUUCCCUGCCUGAAACUACUAUAAGGACUCCCAGAAGACCUCUUAGAAAUGUUGGUGGGAAUAGAGUAUCCCAACGCCCAUUCCUUGCCUUCUUUGCAGGAAACAUGCAUGGCAGAGUCCGCCCCACAUUGCUCAGCUACUGGCGUGACAAAGUUGAAGAUAUGAAAAUAUAUGGGCCUCUACCAAUCAGAGUCUCCCGCAAGAUGUCUUAUGUGCAGCACAUGAAAAGCAGUAAAUAUUGUAUAUGCCCAAUGGGAUAUGAAGUGAACAGCCCUAGGAUUGUUGAGGCCAUAUACUACGAGUGUGUUCCAGUAAUUAUUGCAGAUAAUUUUGUCCUCCCGUUCAGUGAAGUACUAGACUGGAGUGCGUUCUCUGUCGUGGUGACUGAGAAGGAUAUUCCUAAGCUGAAGGAGAUUUUACUGGCAAUCCCAAUGAGAAGAUAUCUAAAGAUGCAAAUUAAUGUGAAGAUGGUGCAGAAACAUUUUCUCUGGAACCCAAGGCCAAUUAGAUACGAUCUGUUCCACAUGAUUCUGCAUUCAAUAUGGUUCAACAGGCUCAAGCAGAUUCAAAUCACAAAUUCCUAGCAAUUCUAUUAGCGUUCCCAUGAAUGCAGAUUGGUUUUCUUAGUACCCUGGAGAGCAAAGCAGAUCCAAACUAGCAACUGCUGCACUAGAAGACCAAAACCAGGGCCAAGAAUGAGGGUCAUUGUGAAAAAGACAUUGGGAAGGAACCCAUGUAAGCCUCCAAAUUCUAGUGUUUGUGGGUGUAGAGAUUUUGGAGUGUGCUUCCCAUGAUAAUUUUGGGAGUUGAGGUGUCUUAUUUAUAGAUGAAUAUAUAUGUGAUUUGUUACAGCAAUCAAAUUAAAAAACAAAGAUAUAUAUUAUCUAAUUUUAUCAACAUCUAUUGAUAAAGAAGAUGGAGGACAUAAACUUGUGCUGUUGGAGUUAUCUUUGGAAUCUUUAUCUAGUUUUGAAUUUGAGUUUAAUGCA